AUGAACAACAACGACAGUGGUGUAAUUCCCCCCAACGACAAUGGUGUAACUCCCCCCGGCGACAAUUCUACUGGAGGCGCGAGCCCCACGGGUGACGACAUUAACCCCGUGAUGUCGGUCGCACCUCUUCGCCUCCCGCCUUUCUGGAAGGUCAACCCGACCGUGUGGUUUAUCCGGAUCGAGGCGGCCUUCAACAACCACAGGAUCCGCGCGGACUCAAGCAAGUUCGACUACGUCGUCGCUGCCUUGGAUGACGCCACGGUGCAGGAAAUCGCUGACGUUCUCAUGGCACCUCCAGCUGAGGGCAAGUACGAUUUCCUUAAGGCCGAAAUUUUUAAGCGCAUGACAGACAUGGCCGAUCAGCGUCUCCGCAAGCUGCUCACGCAGCUCGAGCUGGGCGACCAGAAGCCGUCACAGCUCCUGCGUCACAUGAAAGCUCUCGCGGGCACCGCGGUCACCGACGAUGCCAUCAGGGUCCGGUGGUUCGACCUCCUGCCGCCGUCCGUGGCACGCUCCCUCCGGGUCGUCAAAUCAACCCCGCUGGAUGAGCUGGCGUCUCUGGCCGACGAGCUGAUCCAGGACUACCCGCACGUCGCCGCGGUUCACCCUCAAGCGACCAAGCCCCAGACGGCUGGUCAGUCUUCUGCGCCGACCGUGGAGUCCCUGGCCAAGGAGAUGGCGUCGCUGCGUCAGUCCGUCGCGCAGCUCCUCAACAUCGCUAAGCGACAACCGGAAGGCCAGCAACGUGGCCGUUCAACCACGCAGUCGCAAGGCGGCCCCCGAAGCAGGUCAAACACGCCAAACCGAGACCCCAACGACCCGUGGUGCUGGUACCAUCGCACCCUGGGGAACAACGCUCGCAACUGCAGGCCACCCUGCAACUUCACCCCGUCGAACCAGGGAAACGAGUAG
Copidosoma floridanum is the source of this 912-nucleotide messenger RNA. RefSeq lists its product as uncharacterized. The record is from RefSeq and is a predicted model, not a curated record. Lineage: Eukaryota; Metazoa; Arthropoda; Insecta; Hymenoptera; Encyrtidae.